AAACUGCCAUUAGUAGUAAGUAGCGACACGGCUGCUGCAGCUUGCGAGGAGGAAGGCAGGCAGGUGGGGAGGUGAGAUGAUGGAGGUAGGGGUGGGGAGUUACUGGGGGGUGGGGGGACGGCGGUGCGGGGUGUGCGAGGGAUCGCCGGCGGCGGUGCACUGCCGGACGUGUGUGGGCGGGGUGUACCUGUGCGCGGGGUGCGACGCGGGCCACGCGCGGGCGGGGCACGAGAGGGUGUGGGUCUGCGAGGUGUGCGAGCGCGCGCCGGCCGCGGUCACCUGCCGGGCCGACGCGGCCGCGCUCUGCGCCGCCUGCGACGCCGACAUCCACGACGCCAAUCCGCUGGCCCGGCGCCACGAGCGGGUGCCUGUGCAGCCCAUCGGGUCCGCGCCUGCCGCUGCGGCGGACGCGGCCGGGAUGCUUAACGCGGUCGGCGCCGGCAACGGCAAGGUCGACGCGAAGCUCGACUUCCUGUUGGCGGACGUCAUGGGCCCUUUCCUCGGCCCCGAGCUCGCGCGCUUCCCGCACACGGACAGCGUUGUGCCCAACGACGGAACGAGCGGCGGCGCAGUGGAGCUGGAUUUCGGUGGCGCAGCCGCAGCCGUCACCGCCAAGCCGUUCUACAGCUCGUACACCGCGGCGUCGUUCGGCAACAGCGGCUCCUCGUCGGAGGCCGGUCUGGUGCCGGACGCGAUUUGCGGCCGCGGCGGGAGCGUGACCGGCGGCGUCAUCGAGCUCGACUUCGCGCAGUCCAAGGCGGCCUACCUGCCGUACGCAGUAACUCCUACCCACAGCGUGUCGUCUGUGGAUGCGGGGGCAGUGCCGGAGCGCAGCGACGGCGUCAUGGCCGGCAGACUCCCCACGCCGGCGACCGCGGAAAGCAGGGAGGCGCGGCUCAUGCGGUACCGCGAGAAGCGGAAGAACCGGCGGUUCGAGAAGACGAUCCGGUACGCGUCCCGGAAGGCCUACGCCGAGACGCGGCCGCGCGUCAAGGGCCGCUUCGCCAAGCGCACCGACGACGCCGAAGCCGAAGAUGCCGACAUCUUUAACGCCGCCGCCGCACGCCCGCCGCCGCAGCCCUACCCCUACGUGCUCGACUUCGGCGGCUACGGCGUCGUGCCCACCUUCUGACGCGCGCGCGCGUCGCCCUCUUUCGUGUCGCGUUGCAUGCCAUGUUUUUGAGCCGGCCGAUUGAUCCAUUGGGCCGGUGUAAACGCACGUACGUAUUUACGUGCGUGCCAUGCUGCAUGCAUGCGCGCGCGCGCGUUUGCUAUAACGGCGAGUUCUAGUUGGUGAUCACCCGUUUUGGGCUAGCCUUGAUUAAGCUAGGCUAGUGUGUGUACGUGUUUGCUGGAACGGCUCGUUCUAGUUUCGGAUUUUGGAUCGUGAAGAUGCUCAGCAUCUGACGGUCUCUGAAUUAUAUGCAUUAUGCUAUAUUUGGAAA
Molecule: messenger RNA, 1445 nt
Organism: Phragmites australis (common reed)
Lineage: Eukaryota; Viridiplantae; Streptophyta; Magnoliopsida; Poales; Poaceae
Product: zinc finger protein HD1-like
Exons: 3
Coding region: 77-1132 (351 amino acids)
Biological process (GO): regulation of photoperiodism, flowering; regulation of flower development
Cellular component (GO): nucleus
Molecular function (GO): protein binding; zinc ion binding
Source: RefSeq, a predicted model, not a curated record